AGAAGAUGACGAUCGCGGAUGUUUAUCGCGUCAGACUGAGUUCUGUUCUCGAGUGAUGUCGCGGACCGAGUCCAGAGCGAUCAAUAAUGUUUUUAAACAGUUAGGGAAUAAAAUAAUAAUGACUCUUAACAGCUCGGGAAUAAAACAGACAAAUGAUAGUGAAAUACAUCAUCGUUGCCAGAAGCUGAUCUGAUGUGGAGCGAGCGCUGUGCUGCUGUGUCAUGAUGUGUCUCCUUCAUCUGCUGCUGCUCUGGCUCUCAGCGGUGCUCAGCCGCUCCUCGUCCUCGUCCUGCGGGCCGGGCCGGUCCUGGGCGGUGCGUCUGGACGCGGUGACGGCGGGGCGGUCUCUGGAGCGUCUGGCACACAGCGUGGCGGAGGAGCUGGGUCUGGAGAGCCACGGGCAGAUCGGGCAGCUGGAGGGACACUACCUGCUCUGCCAGCGACCGGAGGACAGCACAGACGUGCACUCCACAGAGUCAGCUCUGGACCGAAACCCUCAUGUGCUCUGGCACUCACAGGAACACAUCCUCAGACGCUCCAAGAGGAGCCUGACCUUCAAUGACCCCAGAUACCCCAGGCAGUGGCACCUGCACAACGAUGAGAAGCGAGGGAUGGAUGUGAAUGUGACGGGUGUGUGGGAGAGGAACAUCACCGGUGCAGGGGUCACUGUGGUCGUGGUGGACGACGGCGUUCAGCACACACUGGCAGAUCUUCAGCCCAACUAUAGUCCUGAGGGUAGUUAUGACCUGAACUCGAACGACCCUGACCCCAUGCCUCACCCUGACGGUCACAGUGAUAACCAUCACGGCACGCGCUGCGCCGGAGAGAUCGCCGCCGUCUCCAACAACAGCUUCUGUGCCGUCGGAGUCGCUUACAGAGCCAGGGUCGCAGGCAUCAGAGUUUUGGACGGACCCCUCACAGACAGCAUGGAGGCUGUUGCUUUCAAUAAGCAUUACCAGGUUAAUGACGUCUACAGCUGCAGCUGGGGUCCGGAUGAUGACGGACGUACAGUCGAUGGACCGCAUCCCUUAGGCAAGGUCUGGAGCGUCUCUUUACAUUUCAUUCAUGCAUUUAAGAAUGAGAAUCAAAAGACAUGCAUCCUUCAGCACAAGACUGGCCGUGACAUGACCAAUAUGUUCAGUUUUUGCGGCCCCAGAGUUCAUCAAGCAGUGGUUUUGCUCAAGCCUGUCUCUGUUUGUCUGCAGGCGGCUCUGCAGCACGGGGUCAUCGCAGGCAGGAGAGGUUUCGGCAGCAUCUUCGUCGUGGCCAGUGGUAAUGGAGGGCAGAAUGAAGAUAACUGCAACUACGACGGCUAUGCUAACUCCAUCUACACCGUCACCAUCGGAGCGGUCGAUGAGAAGGGCAAAAGGCCGUUUUAUGCCGAGGAGUGUGCGUCGAUGCUGGCCGUCACGUUCAGCAGCGGGAGCAGACCGCUGCGCAGUAUAGUGACGUCGGACUGGUCUCUGCAGAGCGGCACAGGCUGCACAGACGGACACACAGGGACGUCAGCGGCUGCUCCUCUGGCUGCUGGGAUGGUGGCGCUCAUGCUGCAGGUGCGGCCCUGUCUGAGCUGGAGGGACGUCCAGCACAUCAUCUCCUACACCGCUACACAGCAUGAUGAUGACGCUCAGGCCGACUGGGGAAUCAAUGGAGCUGGUUUCCGCCACAGUCACAAGUACGGCUUCGGUUUGCUGAACGCCUGGAGGCUGGUUAAUGCUGCUAAGGUCUGGGAGUCCGUCCCCUUCUUGGUGUCCUACCAGAGCCCGCUUUUAAAGGCCAAUGAGGACAUCCCAGAGUAUAACAAAACUCUCACGCACACCUGGAAUGUCUCUGUGUCUGAUCUGAGGCAGUCUGGCAUGCAGACGCUGGAGCACGUGUCUGUCACAGUGACGAUCACUCAUCCGCGGCGUGGGAGCGUGGAGAUCUGGCUCGUCUGUCCCAGUGGAAUGAGCUCUCUGAUCGGGGCCCGGAGACCACUGGAUGUAGAUACGACUGGAUUCACAGACUGGACGUUUUCCACAGUGCGAUGCUGGGGAGAAAGAGCCGAGGGACAGUACACCCUAAACAUCACUGACCACAAAGAGUCGAGUCUGUCAUCGGGCGUCCUGAAGCACUGGAGACUCACUCUGUACGGCUCGUCUCUGUCUCCUCAGCAGGUGAAAGAGAGAUGGAGGGUUGUUGAAGAGGCCAUGGGUGGACAGUAUCUGGACAGCAGUUUUGCUCUUCCCUGUCCUCCUGGUAUAGACGUUCCUCCUGAAAUCGUGAGCCCGUUCACCUCGAACAGCCUGAAGUGUCUGCUGCUGCUGGGCUGUUUCGCUCUCUUCUGGUCGCUCUAUUACACGCUGGAGGUGGCCCUCACUCACUGGGACUGGCGCGGGUGCAGUCUGAGCGCUACAGGACGCCACAGAGGCUUCCAGGCCGUGUCCACGAGCCCAGAGGACAGUCAGGUGGUGGAGAUCCAGCCCGAGACGGAGCACGAGUCUAAAGCCCCGCUCAUCGCUGCGGAUGACAACACGUAGCACUCAGGGAAACCAGCUCUCUCUCUCUUUCUCUCUCUCUCUCGGUCUCCAUUCCCUUCAUUUACAGUUCAGGUUGCUCUUUUGAUCAUGUGAGCAAAUGCUCUAUUUUAAGUUGCCUUAUGUAGUUUUCUUUGAUUUGUUUUGAUGAGAAGAAGAGAGCCUGAUUGAGAGUGCAGUAUUUGCAUGUGUGACUGAGAGAAUGUGUGGUGUGUGUGACUGAUUGACUGAGCGAGUGUUUUCUUGAUCGUGAUGCACUGAAUGUGUUAGUAUUAGGUCUAAAUACCUCCGACACUUGAAUUUUGAAAGAGAGAAAGAGAUUGUUUAAACUGGAGGUCUGCUCACCUGCAGACGUUUUACUCGAUCUAGUCUCUCUUUCUUUCUUUAAUUUUCUGUAAACCGAACUGUGGUAUUCUUGUGAACAAGAACUCCGAUGUGUUUUGAAUAAAAACCAAAAGAGAAACCGU
Molecule: messenger RNA, 2983 nt
Organism: Carassius auratus (goldfish)
Lineage: Eukaryota; Metazoa; Chordata; Actinopteri; Cypriniformes; Cyprinidae
Gene: pcsk7
Product: proprotein convertase subtilisin/kexin type 7
Exons: 16
Coding region: 222-2519 (765 amino acids)
Biological process (GO): protein processing
Cellular component (GO): Golgi membrane; trans-Golgi network
Molecular function (GO): serine-type endopeptidase activity
Source: RefSeq, a predicted model, not a curated record